GAAGCGCUUUCGAUGAACUCAUACAUUCACUUCCUCAUACGAUCUGCUCGGCAUCGCGAUUUUCUCCGCUUCAUAGUCACGUCCUUGGUCCUUGGUCAUGGCUACAUCAUGUGGGUUCGUCCAUUCACUGCCGCUAAGUAUCGCUUGCAAUCCUUCUUGACAUGUGUGAAUGUUUGUUUCGCUGCUACCAUGCUCAUAACAGGUGAUGUUCACUUCCUGCUCCCACUUGGUCUUCCGUGAUUCCGAUCCACCACGACGUGUUCAUCCCACCUUGGCUGGGUAUAUGCUCGAAGCGCUCAGGUCAAGACUACGCCUCUCUCUAGAUGCAAGACUAGCCACGUCAAAGUCACAACGACACGGACAUCUCAUCAACGGCCUUGCAAAGAGCGCGCGAAGAUCGACAAGACCGAGGUGCUUGCGAAGACCUCUUUCCAACCCCGAUGUCUACAGACAACCUUCACCGGGCUCCCCUCCAAAGAUGACGCCCUUUCCAAACCCUUCAAAACGCAGAAAGAGCCAUCCACAUCCAUAUCUCAGCGGCAACUUUGCUCCUGUACAUAAGACUGUUCCGUUGACACCAUGUAAAUACACGGGCACGAUCCCGGAAGAGCUGAUUGGAGGGGAAUACGUUCGAAAUGGGGGCAACCCAGUGUCAAACGAGGACUUGGGUCGAGAUGCCCACUGGUUUGAUGGUGAUGGCAUGCUCAGUGGCGUGGCAUUCACAAGGACCGUCGACGGAGUUCAACCUGAGUUCGUCAACCAGUAUGUCUUGACUGAUGUCUUCCUAUCCACAACAACCUCCAAACACCUACGUACUCCGAUCCUACCCAGUAUUGCGACUCUCGUCAAUCCGCUGUCUUCGCUAUACAACAUCAUUCUGUUGGUCUUCCGUACCAUCUUUCUUGUGAUCUUGUCAAGAUUGCCAGGCUCGGUACAGGCUAUCAAGAAAAUCAGCGUUGCAAAUACAGGUAUUCUUUUUCAUGAUGGUCGGGGCCUUGCAACCUGCGAGUCUGGUCCGCCCAUGCGAGUCAGCCUUCCAGGCUUGGAGACCAUUGGCUGGUACAAUGGAAAACGAGCUGAAGGUGAGCUUGGUGGCGAAGAAGGCUCAGGCUUCGGGGGGGUUGGUUUGCUCGGCUUUAUGAAAGAAUGGACGACAGCACAUCCACGAGUCGAUCCCAGAACGGGAGAGCUGGUCCUCUUCCACUCGACCUUUGCACCACCAUAUGUACAUUACUCAAUCAUUCCUGCCACACAUCUGCCGGCUGUCUCCACAACACCGCUGGAUAGGCCGACCAGGCUACUCAAUGCACCGAUUCCAGGCAUAUCAUCGGCCAAGAUGAUGCACGACUUUGGGGUUUCUUUCAACCACACUGUCAUCAUGGAUUUACCUCUAUCUCUUGACCCCUUGAACCUUGUAAAGAAUAAAGCGGUUGUCGCUUAUGACCCUGCUUCCAAGUCACGCUUCGGUGUCUUUCCCAGGCACUCGCCAGAGCAAAUCCGCUGGUUUGAGACCAAAGCUUGUUGUAUAUUUCAUACCGCCAAUACUUGGGAUGAUCAAGUCAAUAACAAAGACAGCGGCAGGGUCGAAACUAUCAAUAUUAAUAUGCUAACGUCUCGAUUGACGUCGGCUUCACUUGUUUUCUCCGCUGGUGACGUCGCUGCACCACAACCGAUUUCACUUGAUGGCACGGAAGAAGAAGACCAGUGUCGACUGUAUUACUACCAAUUCCGCAUGGACGAUCCUGACCAAAACCGGAUUAACUAUCAGUUCGCGUUGAGCGCCAUUCCUUUCGAGUUUCCAAGCGUGCAUGAGAGGCAAGGGAUGGGUUGGGUCAAGUAUGUCUACGGCUGCUCGACUUCCGAGGGCUCCUUUGGUGCCGCCCUUGGUAGAGCAGUCAAGAUCGAUUGUCUCGUCAAGUUCGACACAGAAACUCUGAUCAAGCGAGGCAAGAAGGAUCCAACUGUACAAGACAUCACUGGCUGCGUGGACACCAGGACGGUACAAGAAAUUGUCGAUUCCAACGUCGAGGAUGACCCCAUCUCAGUUUUCCGUCUGCCACCCGGUUGGUACACUCAAGAACCACGCUUCGUGUCGCGUCGAAACGGCCAGAAUGAAGAUGAUGGUUGGUUACUAACCUAUGUCUUCGAUGAGUCUCAGCUCGAUUCAAAUGGCGAUUGUCGACCUGACGCUGUAAGUGAACUUUGGAUCAUUGAUGCGAGAGACAUGAAUACGGUCGUCGCUCGCAUUCACCUCACUCAGCGGGUCACCUAUGGCCUCCAUGGCAACUUCUUCAGCGAAGACCAAAUCAAAUCUCAACGGCCCGUGGAGACCAUACGGGGCAUCAAGGAGAUGGAUGAAACGAAACAAGGCAGCCUCUGGCUAGCCGUGAGGGACUGGAUAGAGAGGUUCCUUGGAUGAUGAUUCUACGCAGAACAUGAGAUACCCACAUACGAACAGCGUUUGCAUUGGCGUGGCGUUGAUUGAGCAGAGUACCCUUCUCCUACUGUGUUAUCCAAUUAUGCCAUCAAGCGGUGGCCGUACAUAGUCUUAAUGAACAGUCCUGGAUUGAUUUAAUGCG
Exophiala xenobiotica is the source of this 2579-nucleotide messenger RNA. RefSeq lists its product as uncharacterized. NCBI's taxonomy places the organism in Eukaryota, Fungi, Ascomycota, Eurotiomycetes, Chaetothyriales, Herpotrichiellaceae. The transcript has 2 exons. Gene Ontology annotation, biological process: carotene catabolic process. The coding region runs from base 206 to 2419 and encodes 737 amino acids. The record is from RefSeq and is a predicted model, not a curated record. Gene Ontology annotation, molecular function: carotenoid dioxygenase activity.